Cuscuta epithymum is the source of this 1049-nucleotide messenger RNA. NCBI's taxonomy places the organism in Eukaryota, Viridiplantae, Streptophyta, Magnoliopsida, Solanales, Convolvulaceae. The record is from the annotation of a GenBank genome assembly.
GCCGCCGCAGCAUUUUUUAUUUUUUUGAAAAUACUUACUACUCAUGCAUUUAGAAAGGAAGAUGGCCGGUCGGAUAUAGACGACAUUAUACAGUAGUACGUAGGGAUCGAGCAGGUAUUGUAUUGCAUGAUGAUGAGUGGAGAAGUGAUUAUGGAAGGAGGGAGUGAGUUGAAGAAAGGGCCAUGGAAAGCGGAGGAAGAUGAGGUGCUGCUGGAGCACGUGAGGCAGCACGGCCCCAGGCACUGGAGCUCCAUUCGAUCCAAAGGCCUCCUUCAGCGCACCGGCAAGUCCUGCCGCCUCCGCUGGGUCAACAAGCUCCGCCCCAACCUGAAAACCGGCCUCAAGUUCUCCGCCGACGAGGAGAGGAUCGUCAUCGACCUUCAGGGGCAGUUCGGGAACAAAUGGGCCAAAAUAGCCACCUACUUGCCCGGGCGAACCGACAACGACGUCAAGAAUUUCUGGAGCAGCAGGCGGAAGAGACUUGCCAGGGUCAAUUCCCGCUCUUCUACCACUACCGCCGCCGCCGCCCUCAAGGAGGAGGAGGAGAAGUCGAGAUGUGAUGAAGAAGAGUCGUGUUCGGAAUGGACCUCAAUCCCGAUGCUGCCGCAGGAUCCAGCUGCGUGGUUCCCAUUCGAGCCGCCGGGCCGUUUAGGGCUAGAGACCGCACCUUGCACCUGCUGCGGGGCCGGCUUUAAUGUGUGCCCGCAGCAGCGACGGGAAGCUUGUUUCACCACCACCACCACACUCGGGGACGGUGACGAUCUGGCCUUGUUGGAUGCUCUUGGAAAUGCCCCACCAGCAGCAGAUGAAAGCCUCGUGUGUUGUGGCAGUACGGCGGCGACUAAUAACGAUGACUACUACUACUACGACUCGCUGAUCCCUCACCACACCUCCUUCAUGGAUGAGGACUUCCCCAUUGACUACGACGUGUUCGAUGACCAACUUCCCAACCCCAACAUCCCAUCUGCAGAUUCCUGAUGAUGAUUCAUGAUCCAGGACGAUGUGCAUACAUACUAUACGUAAUUAAUUAGCAGCUACAUCUAUUCUCA